Mesorhabditis belari is the source of this 3225-nucleotide messenger RNA. NCBI's taxonomy places the organism in Eukaryota, Metazoa, Nematoda, Chromadorea, Rhabditida, Rhabditidae. The record is from the annotation of a GenBank genome assembly.
AUGAUGGAAAGACCGAGAGAAUUUCCAAAGAAUUUUCACUUUAACUCCAGUGUCCCGGCAUCGGGUCACUCGGCGAGCUUGGCUCCGAAAGUCGUUUACCGGUUUGCAAAGCAAAAAUGUCCAGAUGAUCCAAGACAGGAUUUAUUUUUGAAAAACGAGCCAAAUCGUCAUUCGUAUCACGGGGGAUUUGAUGGAAUUGUUGACGAGAGAGAUUCUCUGGCUCCUCUUCAAAAUUACAACAAUCACAUGAGACAACGAAUGGCAUCGUUCAACUCAUCGUUCAACUCAUCAACAAACUCAUCAACAAACUCAACAACAAAUUUGACCCCAUCGAUUGAUAUCCGCUUUCGAAAUGCUCUCCGCGCACAAACGUCACUCGAAAAUCGGGAAAUCGGGAAAUUGGGAAAUCGAUGUGCCAAAAAGCGACACUCUAUUGCUAAUCUAUCAUCCGGCGGUUUGAGCUGCUUGCCCGAGAUGAAAUCGACGUCUCUGCGCGGCGAGCAACAAUCAAACAUCGAUCACACAAUGCAACAGGGCGCUGACAUCAAUUCGGAAAGCCCACGAGCGGGCAGUUUAGCGAGUUUGGCGAGCAUCAACUCGAGUGCUUCGAAUGAGAAACACCAGCCAGCUACACAGCAAAUGCACGCGACGCCGACCGUCAUGGGACCGGGAGGAGCACCGCUUGAGGGUCGAAUUCUCGUCGAUCCGUCAACCGGUCAGCACUACAUUGUCCCAGCUCAACCAGCGGCUCCCGGUGGCAUGUUCUACCCUCAGCCGAUGUACUAUCAACCCAAUCAUUAUGCUUAUUUCUCACCGCAGAUUGCCGGCUACGGUCAACCAUCUCCAUAUGCUCAACCGUUCGCUCAAUCGACUCAAUCAGCUCGCUAUCCACCGCACGCCACUCCGCCACAAUUUCGACAUCCACCUUUCACUCCAAUGACCUCGCAUGGGUCAAGCGAGGAUUUGCGGAGAGCUCCCGGCGAUCAUUCGACCACCGAUCGUUACGGCGAUCAUCCCCCGCCGUCUCCGUCUCUUCAUCACUCCAAACAACACCAAAUCACUCCAUUUGCCUUUCCUGCACAAUAUGGAAACCCCGCCUCACAUCGAGUCAGCCCUCCACAGCCGGACGACCCAGGCGAUCCGGCGUUUAGGAGAGACUCGACAAGACUGUCCAACGAGUUCACGCAUCAGUAUCCUAGUUCUGAGUACGCAUUUCAGAGAUCUGGUGGACAGGGCAGUGGGACGAGUCUUGAGAAAUUUCAUGCAAACUCUCAACAACAACAACAACAGCAGCAACAAAAUUGGUGGUCACCGAGGAAUCAAAUGCAAAAGAAAGAGCUAUUUGAGGCACAGACUGAUGUUGAAGGCUCACCAAAACGAAAUAUCCAAAUGGGAACCGCAUCAGAUAAUGAAGGAGCAAGACGAGCGCAACAACAGGAACGAGCUCCGAAAGCUGUUCGAAUGGAUUUUGAUUUUACAAAAACAAUGCCUGAAGAAGAGGAAAUGACGAAAAAGGAGAAACAAAUGAAAAAAAGUGGAGAAGAGAAAACAUCUACUGCAUUCACUGUUGUAUUUGAUGCUGAACCGAGAAGUGAGAGUCUCUCGUUGCAGGAUGCAGCUCGAAAAUCCGGUACAGGUCGUCGGCUGCUUAGCCGUCGAGCGCAAAUGAAUGAACAAAGCGAGAAGAUCGAGAAGAUCGAGAGGAAAGCUGAAAUGUUGACUCAAGCCGAUGACUCAUCCAAGCAUUACUUGUUGAACAAGUUGCUACAAGGUCCCCUCUCCUCUAGCUCGAGUCCACUCUCACCCGAAGACACACCACAAAUCGGUGUUCGAAAAGACAAUGACGCUGUCUCGGAAGCGGGCACUUUUGUUAUUGGAGCCGGCGAGUCGAAAGCGGCGGCAAUGAUGAGAGCGAGGAUCGUCGGCGGAUCCUCAUCCGACUCGGACAGUGAUCAGAGCACAUCGAGCGAUCAAGACGAACCGGUCCCACAACGCUCAAAUUCUCCUCGCCGCACCGCCACCGGGGUGGAGGGCCGCCAGGAGGACUCUAGCCAACUCUUGAAGGAGUUGAUCGCGCUAAAACGUGCGCAGGCUCGGCCAAGCACGUCAGCGAUCCCAAUGGCUAGUCACUCGUCGACUCCCACUCCCACUCCAACGCUGGCGUCUCCGAUCUCGCCCACGCAUCGACCCUCUCGUCCGUCGGCGCCAAUUUCCUCAUCAACUUCCACGGCAAACAGGUCGCUGAUCUCUCCGCGCACCUCCACGAUCACAUCGAUCAAUAACCCUAACUUCAGAAGAGGCGAUGGCGGGCGUUUCUCAAUGCGAACCCAACAAGCAAGCCCACAAACUAUAAAGAAACCACCGUUUCGAACCGGUUUACCAGCCAGCAAUCGACCGCCACCACCGCCAAAUCCUCAAAUCGUCGCUCAACGAGAGCAAGAAAUGACCGCGUGGCUUCGCCGAAAGGACUACAAUCCAAUGAAAGCCGUACAAGAGGCAAAAAAAGCUCAACAACAGAAACAGAGAGCCGACACGUUUAUUUCGAAUCGAUCGAUUUCUUUUCAUGUGGGCGCCGGGAAACAACCAGUGAAACGCACAAGCUCCCCGGGAUUGUCAAGGAAUCGCUCAGAUGAGUCGUUGGCGUAUGAAGGAGCCUCGACAACGUCCGCCUCGCAAAAGGUGAUCGCUGAAUAUAGUCGCGGAGUGGUGAAAGACAUAAACAAAUUGACGGAAAGGAGUCGGAAAGGCGAUGGGAAAGAGUUGAGCGGUCUCGCCAGAGCGGUCGAUUUACUCUCAAACAAAUGCAAGAAAAGUAUCGAGUUGAUUCGAUCGCAAAACAAGGGUUGUCUCUCGAUUUCCCUCGAAGAUUUACUGGCAACAGCCGUCGAGCCGCCACGCGAAAGCGAGGAUCUCUCCGAGCAAUUGGAACGAUUAAGUGAAGCUUUCGAUGCCGUUCAGCGCUACCUCGAACAGUACUCGUUGGAUGGACGGGAAAGUCCAUUGGCUGAAGAGGAUGAACAGCCCGAAACCUCAUCUCUUGUCUCCGGGUUUUCAUCGAUGGGUUUAAGAGGAAAGCCAAAAAUCAGCACAAAUGUUUCAACAGGUUCACUGGCUGGCGGACGGGAAAGUGGUCAAAACUCUCGCCCGUUGCGCACGACAGCGUAUCGCUCGAAAAUCCUCGCUCAACAACGAGACUCCAGUCAAACGCGGCUCGGGAAGAAUAAU